AUGGAUAAGAUCGAUAAUACUGAGACAGAAGUGCCAUUGUUUACAAGUCCAGGGGCCCGAUUGUCUGAAGGGACCACUUACAAUCCACAGAACAACUCUUUAUUGUGGAUCGAUAUCGCUAAGGGAGAACUCCAUAGGGUUGAAUUGCCAAAGGGAAAGAAACAGCAAUAUUCAGAAUCUGAUUUGAACACCAUUGCCAAUUCCCAUGAAGUUGUCAAGUAUAAAGAAGAUGAUAAAGAAUUUAUUGCUACAAUUGGGGGAAUUGCUUUGACUAGUGAUAUCGAUAUUAUUGUCGCUGCUGCAACUCAAGGUAUUGCCAAGAUUGAUUUCAAGACCCUCACUUUUGAAUAUAAAUAUAAAUUCGACUUCAUUCCUGAAGAUAAGAGAGAAUUUUACCGCUCAAAUGAUUCUAAAAUGAGUCCAUGCGGUAACUUCUGGAUUGGCAUAAUGUCAAACACUUUUAAGCACGAAUUAAAGCCAGAAGGCUACUUGGCAAAAUUUGACGUCCAAACUAAGAAAUUCACAGUGUUGCUUGACAAUUUAAAUAUAUCCAAUGGUAUGGCCUGGUCUAAGGAUUUGACCAAGUUCUAUCAUGUUGAUAUGACUAAAGUCACCAUGUACAAGUAUAACAAGGCGACUGAUUCGAUCUCUGAUCCUGAAAUAUUCCUUGAAUCAAAGAAAUUAGGACUUAAUAUUGAAUUCGACGGUAUGACAAUUGAUGAUUCCGAUAACUUGUACAUCGCACUUUGGGAUGGCAGUGGUAUUUUAAAAGUUAGCCCUGAAGGCCACUUUUUACAUAAGUAUUCAUACCCUGCCAGAAGAACCACUUGUCCGACAAUUGGAGGCGCACAUAUGGAUGAAUUGUUUGUUUCUACUGCUGAUCUUAAUCUUGAUGAUACCUCAAAAUUGGGGAGUGUUGCGGAUGAUCUAGGCGGAUCAAUUUUCCGAACCAAGAUCGAAGGAGUAAAAGGUAGAGCAAAAUACAUUUGGGAAGGUGAAGUCUGA
This is a messenger RNA of Saccharomycopsis crataegensis, 1005 nucleotides long. RefSeq names its product regucalcin. The transcript has a single exon. NCBI's taxonomy places the organism in Eukaryota, Fungi, Ascomycota, Saccharomycetes, Ascoideales, Saccharomycopsidaceae. Gene Ontology annotation, molecular function: calcium ion binding; gluconolactonase activity. The record is from RefSeq and is a predicted model, not a curated record. Gene Ontology annotation, biological process: L-ascorbic acid biosynthetic process. Bases 1 to 1005 code for a protein of 334 amino acids.